AACUCUACUUACCAGGUGAACGACAAUAACGAGAAUUUGUCAUGGCAAGCAAUAGGCUAUGCUGGACCUGAUCCAGAUCAUUCAUCAACACAGAAUGACGAUACAGACAAAGCAUUUGGACCCCUCUAUGAGGGCAUUAUUGAUCUCGCACGCCCACCAGACAUAGUUGCUGAUGAUUUGAGACGAUUUGGUUUCACCGUCCGUGUUCAUGGACAGAAAUUCAAGCUCCCAGAGUUAGCUGUAGACCCUUCCAUGAUUAUCGGAUGUGAUGCAGUUGUCGUCGGUUCCGGCUCUGGUGGUGGUGUAGUCGCCGGAGUUCUUGCAAAUGCAGGUUACAAAGUCCUUGUAUUGGAGAAAGGAAAGUAUUGUGCAAGAAGAAAUCUUUCUCUUCUUGAAGGACCUGCCAUGCAAGAAAUGUAUCUGUCUGGAGGUCUGUUAGCAAGUGAUGAUCUUGGCAUGGUGGUGCUUGCAGGAUCUACUGUUGGUGGAGGCUCUACUAUCAACUGGUCAGCUUCUGUAAAAACUCCAGCUCAUGUAAUCAAAGAAUGGUGUGACGAGUAUGAACUGGAGCUUUUUGACAGUGACUUAUACAGAGAAGCUAUUAAUGUAGUAUGUGAAAAGAUGGGUGUUCAAUCCGAAAUCCAAGAAGAAGGAUUCAACAAUGAAAUUCUGAGAAAAGGGUGUGAAGAAUUAGGGUACGAUGUGGAGAACAUCCCUCGGAAUUCCCCACCUGAUCAUUACUGUGGAUGGUGUUGUUUUGGCUGCAAAGAUGGAAGAAAGCUUGGUGUAUCAGAAACAUGGCUUGUGGAUGUUAUGAAUUCAGGCCAUGGUGCAAUCCUUCCCGGUUGUGAAGCCAUACAAGUUCUACAAGCAAGGGAAAAAGGAAAAAAAAAAGGAAUAGCAGUUGGUGUUGCUUUUGAAUUCCAACAGAAAGGUGAAAAACAAAUCUGGAUUGCAGAAGCUAAGGUGAUUGUUAUAGCCGGUGGAGCUCUUUGUACUCCCCAUUUACUAAAGAAGAGUGGUCUAAAAAACCCUAAUAUUGGUAACAAUCUACAUCUUCAUCCAGUAACAAUGGCAUGGGGACACUUCCCCCAUUAUCACUAUAAGAAAGCCUAUGAAGGAGGGAUCAUGACCGCCAUGUCUAAAGUUGUUGCAGGCUCUGAGAAAUCUAAGUAUGGAGCGUUGAUACAAACACCAGCUCUUCACCCUGGAAUGUUUGCAGGACUAAUGCCGUGGAUCUCAGGCACUGAUAUAAAAGGCAGAAUGUGUAAAUUUUCCAAGACUGCCCACAUAUUUGCAUUGGCUAGAGAUAAGGGAUCAGGAACUGUGAAAUCCCCCAAUUCAAUUAGUUACAAAAUGGAAGAAGAAGAUGAGAUGAACCUAAAGAAAGGAGUGGAGAAGGUAUUGAGAAUUCUGGCAGCUGCUGGGGCUGAAGAGAUUGGCACUCAUCAUUGCAAAGGAAAGACAUUAAAGGUAAAGCAAGCAAGCUUGGAUGAGUUUGAAAAGUUUGUGAAAGAUGAAAGUUCAAGGGCAUUGAGUGACUUGUCCACACCUAUAUGUUCAGCUCAUCAGAUGGGCAGCUGUCGAUUAGGCGUCGACCCGAGGACAUCGGCAGUGAAACCCAGUGGAGAGACGUGGGAAGUCGAAGGGUUGUUUGUUGCAGACGCUAGUGUUCUCCCUACUGCUUUGGGUGUCAACCCCAUGGUCACUGUGCAGGCAAUAGCCUAUUGCAUUACCCAAUCUGUGCUUGACGUUCUCAGGAGAAAAAAACGUGAAUAAGGACUUAAGUUUAGUGAGAUAUUUACUUUUACUUUUUUAUUUAUAUGUAUAAAUAAAAUUUAUAGAUUUUAUAUCUGUAGUUUCUUUCAUGCACAAGUAACUUCGAAGAAA
Messenger RNA from Carica papaya (papaya), 1890 nucleotides. NCBI's taxonomy places the organism in Eukaryota, Viridiplantae, Streptophyta, Magnoliopsida, Brassicales, Caricaceae. The record is from RefSeq and is a predicted model, not a curated record.